AUGAAAUUCACUGAGAUGAAACUCCACGCCAUGAAUGCUGUGAAAGCGUACUUCAAAAGGAAUUGGAAAAAAGAAGAUAUGAUGAAUUCUCAGGAAAUUCCCCUGCACGCUUACAAAUGCUUGAAGAAGGUAUAUCUUACCCUAUUCUGUGCCCUGUUGAGCUCUACUGUUGGAUCUUUCUUGCAUUUGAUCUGGGAAGCGGGGGGCUUCUUCACUGUCCUAAUUUCAGCUGCAAGUAUACUCUGCCUUUACUUUACACCAGCAAUGAAAGUGCUUCGUUUUCAGCUUCUUGGGAGGUACAACAAUAGGCUUUGGAACUUUUUGGUUUGGAGCCAUGUUAACAAGACAAAGGAUCGAUCUCUACAUCGGUUGCCUGCUUCAUUCUUACGCCUUUAUGUACCUGUGGCAUGCGCUGUGCUUGCGUUGGACUUGGGGUACUUUGUGAUAUAUAGCCAAGAGAUACUGUACAAUGCUCGCUAUGGAGAUGUUAACUUUGUCAACUGCACAUUCACCGUCUUCUUCCAUUUACCAGCUAUAGUGGUCCAUGCUGCUAGAGUAUAUCUGGUUGCAGAAAGUGAGCACUACAGACAGAAUUAA
Molecule: messenger RNA, 597 nt
Organism: Nicotiana tabacum (common tobacco)
Lineage: Eukaryota; Viridiplantae; Streptophyta; Magnoliopsida; Solanales; Solanaceae
Source: RefSeq, a predicted model, not a curated record